Molecule: messenger RNA, 852 nt
Organism: Punctularia strigosozonata HHB-11173 SS5
Lineage: Eukaryota; Fungi; Basidiomycota; Agaricomycetes; Corticiales; Punctulariaceae
Product: Orotidine 5'-phosphate decarboxylase
Exons: 3
Coding region: 1-852 (283 amino acids)
Biological process (GO): 'de novo' UMP biosynthetic process; 'de novo' pyrimidine nucleobase biosynthetic process
Cellular component (GO): cytosol
Molecular function (GO): orotidine-5'-phosphate decarboxylase activity
Source: RefSeq, a predicted model, not a curated record
AUGCCCGCCAUGUCUGCGCAAACAUACGCUCAGCGGGCACAGAAACAUGCCAACCCUGCUGCACGCCAAUUACUGGAGACGAUAGAGCGAAAGCAGACGAACCUCUGCGUCAGCGUAGAUGUCAUCAAAAAGGCGGAUUUCCUGGCUAUCAUCGACGCCGUCGGGCCAUUCGUCUGUCUGAUCAAGGCAACCGGUACUCAUGUCGACAUUCUCGAAGACUUCGACGAGACGAUUAUCAAGGAUCUACAGGAGCUGAGCGUAAAGCAUGACUUCUUGAUAUUCGAGGACAGGAAGUUCGCCGACAUAGGCAAUACGGUUUCACUGCAGUAUUCGAGCGGUGUUCACAAGAUUGCAAGCUGGUCACACAUCACCAAUGCCCACCCCGUCCCCGGUCCAUCGAUCAUCACCGGACUCGGCGUUAUAGGACGUCCGCUAGGCCGCGGGCUCUUGCUCCUUGCUGAGAUGAGCACCAAGGGGUCUUUGGCGACCGGCGCGUACACAGAAGAAGCUGUACGCAUGGCUCGCGCUGCUCCGGACUUCGUCGUCGGUUUUAUCGCGCAACGGCGCAUGGAGGGCAUCGGAGCUACCGGAACGGAGAGUAAUGUCGAAGAGGAAGACUUCUUAGUGCUCACUCCUGGCGUCGGCCUGGAUGUGAAAGGCGACACCAUGGGCCAGCAAUAUAGGACGCCCAAGCAAGUGGUCCUAGAGUCGGGGUGCGAUGUCAUCAUCGUUGGGAGGGGUAUCUAUGGCAAGACGCCCAUAGACAUAAAUUAUGUCCACACACAAGCAGAACGGUACCGGAAAGAAGGAUGGUCGGCCUAUCAGGAACGCUUGCAGCUGUCGUCGUCGUAG